Salvia miltiorrhiza (redroot sage) is the source of this 1842-nucleotide messenger RNA. Its product is annotated as protein FAR1-RELATED SEQUENCE 5-like. The coding region runs from base 1 to 1842 and encodes 613 amino acids. The transcript is spliced from 5 exons. Gene Ontology annotation, biological process: regulation of DNA-templated transcription. The record is from RefSeq and is a predicted model, not a curated record. Lineage: Eukaryota; Viridiplantae; Streptophyta; Magnoliopsida; Lamiales; Lamiaceae. Gene Ontology annotation, molecular function: zinc ion binding.
AUGGAAUCUCAAGAUUCGAAGAACUUAGUUUUCCCUCAUUUCGUUAGAGAUAAUUUCAAAGAACUUAGUGUUUCCAGUUUCUACGUUAACCAAGAAGGAGUAUGGGAAAAGCUUAAAGCACCAGUCUCCCGCAUCAAUGAUUCAACGUCUAAGAAGAGGAAGACAACAUCUUGCAAGAUUGACUGUAAAGCCAAAGUGAUAUUUAAGCUUGCGAUGGGAACAUGUUACAAGAUUACUGAAUUUGUUGAGGGACAUACACAUACCAUGGUGCCUAUACCAGCAAGAGAUCUCAUGCAAAGUAACAGGAAUCUGGAUGAAUUCCAACAAAGAUUCAUACUUUCUGGUAUAAAGGCUAACAUUGGUCCAAUGCGUUCGUUCAGAAUGUUCAGAGAGAUAAUGGGCAGUUAUGAAGGAAUUGGAUGCACGGGUACUGACUUCAAGAAUUUUGUCAGGGACUUGAAGGUGCACUCCAAAGGAUCUGAUGCACAUAUGUUGUUGGAGACAUUUACAAAUAGGCAAGAACUUGGAAAUGGAUUUAAGUCCUUCCAUGAUGUCGAUGAAGACAAUAAAUUGUGUAGAAUUAUUUGGGCUAAUGAGAUGUCGGUCAAGAAUUUCAGUUUGUUCGGAGAUGCCGUGUCAUUUGAUGCUACCUAUAAUAGAAACAGGUACAAGUUGAUUUUCACCCCAUUCACUGGCAAAGAUAAUCAUGGGAAAUGCGUCUCAUUUGGAGCUGCGCUAAUAUCUCAUGAAGACACGGAGUCGUACGCUUGGGUGUUGGAUAGGUUCGAUAAAAUCAUGGGAAAUGCACCGAGGAUUCUAAUAACGAACCAAGACCCAGGUCUCAAAAAAGCGGUUGCAUCCUGUUGGAAAGAAACACACCACAGGUUUUGCAUGUGGCACAAAAAUAUCAAAGUUGCUGAGAAAUUGCCACCGAGAUUGAGAGAAAAUACUGCUUUCAAAACAACAUAUGAUAAUAUUGUCUGGACUGACGACGAUGAUGCGGAUGUUUUUGAGGAAAAAUGGAAUAACAUGAUUCAGGAGUUUGAGCUCUCUUCAAAUAAGUGGUUCACUGACAUGUUCGAAGAGAGAUCAAUGUGGAUUCCUGCUGGUGUUGAUGCACAGAGGUAUAACUACAAAUUGUCAACUCACAACGACGAGACACGUAGCCCUACGAUGGUCACAAAUCUUCCCAUCGAACGUAAUACAUCGGUGGUCUACACUAAUUCUGUCUUUAAAGAUGUUCAGGAUGAAAUAGAUCAUGCAAGCAAGGCGUGUGGAAUGCAUAAGAUGUACUCCGAAGGGAACAUCACGAUCUACGAGGUUGAUGACAAGCUUGAUGGUGUUUUCUUGGUGCGCCACAUGAAGUCCGAGGACGAAGUGAUAUGCAGCUGUAAUUUAUUUGUUAGGAAAGGUACGCCGUGCAAGCAUAUGUUUUUCGUAUUCCGGAAUUUGAUCUUGACAAUAUUCCUCAAAAGUACCUUGUUGUGCGGUGGUGCAAAUUUAGCAUUUUAUGCCCGAAUGAAUCAUAUGAUUAACAGUGUAGUAGCUCCAAACAGCCGACAUCAAGUUAGUGAGACAAUUGCACAUGUUAGAGGCCAUGAGGAGUUGUCUGAGCAAUUAUACAACAAUCUCAUUGAACUUCGAGAUAAGUUUGUGGAGAAUGGAGCAACAAGCACAACUGCAUGCUCAAAGACCAGGUUGUUUAAUAAAUUUUAUGGUUCAGCACCUACAGAUUCACCUACCGUGCUGCCUCCUGACAUAGCCAAGACCAAAGGAAGUGGCGUAGGUGGACGCAGAAGAUCGGAACAAGAGAAGGCCAUGAUUCUCGCACAAAAAACCUAA